GGAGAGAAGAGGAAAAAGAAAAGAGCGAAGACGGGACCUGAAAGAAAUUUAGCCUCGCGGUCUUGGCGCCACUCCGACUGAAAAAGCGGAAUAAAGCGGCGAAAUAAUUUUUCCACAGACGUUUUAAUCAGAUGUGCGUCUAGCUGCGGCUCCUCUGUGUGUCUCACAGCCGCGGGUCGGUGCUGUAGUUAGCCAGCUAGCCUCGUUAGCUCACUCUCUAUCUAUCAUUGUCAUAUUAAUCUGGCCGCCUUCUCUCUCUGUCUGCAGUCACCAUCGUACUAAUAACUCAGCAACUGUGAGGCUGAUCGAUAACACACGGCCGCAGAAAUGGGGAGGAAGUCCAACCGAGCGAAGGAGAAGAAAGCCCGGCGUCUGGAGGAGAGGGCGGCUAUGGACGCCGUCUGCGCCAAGGUGGACGCUGCCAAUAAGCUUGAUGACCCACUGGCUGCCUUCCCAGCCUUCAAAAAGUACGACAGAAAUGGGCUGAACCUGCAGAUAGAGUGCAAGAGAGUGACCUCCCUCAACCCCCUGUCUGUGGAGUGGGCCUUCGAACUCACCAGAGCCAACAUGCAGACACUGUACGAGCAGAGCGAGUGGGGGUGGAAGGAGAGGGAAAAGAGAGAGGAGAUGAACGACGAGAGGGCGUGGUACCUGCUGGCCCGCGACUCCGACUCUGCCCCCGUGGCCUUCUCUCACUUCCGAUUUGACGUGGAGUGCGGGGAGGAGGUACUAUAUUGCUACGAGGUGCAAUUAGAGAGCAGAGUGAGGAGGAAAGGACUCGGCAAGUUCCUCAUCCAGAUACUACAGCUCAUCGCUAACAGUACACAGAUGAAGAAAGUGAUGCUGACAGUUUUUAAACACAACCACGGGGCUUAUCAGUUCUUCAGAGAAGCUUUACAAUUCGAGAUCGACGAGACCUCGCCGAGCAUGUCCGGUUGCUGUGGCGACGACUGCUCUUACGAGAUCCUGAGCCGGCGGACCAAGCAUGGCGAGGCCUCGGUGGGACACACCCACGGGGGCGGGCACUGCGGGGGCUGCUGCCACUGAUCGACCGCAGCGACAUCCGCCGAUUGGUUAAAAGCCAGCAACUUUCAUGGCUGUGUGUGAAAGCUUGAGCUGCCUGCUACUUGGCAGGCGUUUUGAGUUUGAAUGGCCGUCUCCAUGGCCGUUAAAAAAAUGAACCAAUGGUGGAAAUGCGCCAUACCUGGUUACAGAUAUUGAUGUUGCAUUAUGGAUUGAGAUUUCUGUGUCUUUUGUGUGUCCCUGCUACAAAAGCAGUAUGCAGUGUGAGCUUUCACACAUAGCUCCUGAUUUUUUUUUUUUUUUUUUCCUACUUCUUGGUUCGAUGUCCAAGCCGUCUUUUCCCAUCCUCUCAUCCCAAUUAAUUACUAUUAGUGGUUCCCAGUAAAGAACAAGCUAAGCAUUGCUGACAUUUUCUACCACUGCAGUGAACCUCAUCCCACCCCGCUCUCAUUUCCUCAUGUGCUAUACUGCAGUGCUUAACAUGGGUUACUGGCCUGGGGCUGUGUUAUAGAAACUUAGUGUCUCCAGUCAGGUUCUCUUCAGUCUGAGACACAAUUGAUCUGAGGUUGUAAAUUCUUCUGUAUCGAUAAUUCAAUCCCGUACUCAAAUCAACACGGUUACUAAGCAGAUCAGAUUUAUAGUCCGUUUCUGUAAUACAGCUCCUGAUCUCACUCUGAGACUACAAGCUUGUUUCACUGAACCAGGGUCCACGAUUAGGCUGACAGACUCAGUUUUAUGUCCCUUUUAAAAAUCCAGUUUGAGAGCCCCCGCUGCACCC
Messenger RNA from Scomber japonicus (chub mackerel), 1801 nucleotides. It is a transcript of the gene naa40, whose product is annotated as N-alpha-acetyltransferase 40, NatD catalytic subunit. The record is from RefSeq and is a predicted model, not a curated record. Gene Ontology annotation, cellular component: nucleus. Gene Ontology annotation, molecular function: histone H2A acetyltransferase activity; histone H4 acetyltransferase activity; protein N-terminal-serine acetyltransferase activity. Bases 328 to 1047 code for a protein of 239 amino acids. NCBI's taxonomy places the organism in Eukaryota, Metazoa, Chordata, Actinopteri, Scombriformes, Scombridae. The transcript is spliced from 8 exons.